Molecule: messenger RNA, 625 nt
Organism: Rangifer tarandus platyrhynchus (Svalbard reindeer)
Lineage: Eukaryota; Metazoa; Chordata; Mammalia; Artiodactyla; Cervidae
Source: the annotation of a GenBank genome assembly
AUGCCGCUGCCCGUUGCGUUGCAGACCCUCUUGGCCAAGAGAGGCAUCCUCAAACAUUUGGAGCCCGAACCAGAGGAAGAGAUCAUUGCUGAGGACUAUGACAACAAUGCUGUGGACUAUGAGGCUAUCCGGUUGGAGGGCCUGCCACCAAGCUGGUGCAAGGUGUUUGACCCUUCCCGCGGACUUCUUUACUACUGGAAUGUGGACACAGAUCUUGUGUCCUGGCUUUCCCCACACGACCCCAACUCUGUUGUUACCAGAUCCGCCAAGAAGCUCAGGAGCAGUAAUGCAGAUGCUGAGGAGAAGCUAGAUCGGGGCCAUGAGAAAUCAGACCGUGAAGAGAGCAAAGAACGGCGCCACCAUCGCCGGGAGGAGCUGGCUCCCUACCCCAAGAGCAAGAAGGCAGCAAGCCGGAAGGAUGAAGAAUUAGACCCCAUGGACCCCAGCUCAUAUUCAGAUGCACCUCGGGGCACAUGGUCAACGGGACUCCCCAAGCGGAAUGAGGCCAAGACAGAUGCAGACACGACAGCAGCCGGGCCCCUCUUCCAGCAACGCCCUUACCCCUCCCCAGGAGCUGUUCUUCGGGCCAAUGCCGAGGCCUCCCCGAACCAAACAGCAGGACUGA